GAUCUAUAGCACUGUCUCACUGCGUAAACAUUGACAUGUCAGGAACUGGUCAGUCUUACUGUAGGAUCUAGUAAGUCUUUGUGCAUUGUUCAGUCCUUUUCCCACGGGGCCCCCUCCCACCCUAACCAUUCAAAAGAAAAUAGAGUUUCUUUUAAUUUUGGAAAAGGGGCGUAAAAAGUGAUCGUACCUAUGGGAAAUAAAAUUUGAAAUCACAGCGCGGGGAGAGGGUAAAUGAAAAUCCUUUAAGCAUGUUUACUGAUGUCAGAAUCUAAAGAAACUUCUAGACAGGGGGAGAGAGAGUGAGAACCCCUUUUAAGAGUUGUCAUAUUUGUGAGAGCCUGGGGAAGCUAACUUUAUUUGGUUUGGAGCUUGGCUGCAUCCCCCAGGCUGCGGUCUUGAUAGUAUUCACAUACGAGCAGGAUCAGUUAUCCUGAACCAGCUGAUGUCAGCUCUUCUGAAACGCACCAAACUCGCUCGUUAAAUAACCUGGCCCUGGAUUUCAGUAACUUGAAGUUCCCAACUUGCACGUUAUUGUUGAACGACAACAACAACAAAAUCCUGGAUGGUGAGGAGGGGGAGGGAAGAAGUCGGAGAGUGUUGCAACCGGUGGACUGGUCUCUGCUGAGCCUCAUAAGAUUUCCAUUUCGUGCUUUGAAAGUGUGAAAGCCAGGACUGAAGAUUUCGAACCUGAUAUCUGCUGUUGUUUUGAAAGUGAAGCUGCCAAGAAAUGUCGGACACACAUGUUGUGUGCAUUAGUAGUAGGUGAGUGCCAGCCUGCCAACUCCAUGGUCCCUGGGCAGCGAGGAUGAGCUGAUGGUAUAUGAUGGAGCUGAAAGUAUGGGUGGAUGGAGUCCAGCGUAUUGUGUGUGGAGUGACAGAGGUCACAACCUGCCAGGAGGUGGUCAUUGCCCUGGCUCAAGCCAUAGGAAGAACUGGCCGCUACACACUCAUUGAGAAAUGGAGGGAGACAGAACGACACCUAGCGCCGCAUGAGAAUCCGCUCGCAGCCCUGAAUAAAUGGGGCCAGUAUGCCAGUGAUGUGCAGCUGAUAUUACGACGAACUGGCCCUUCGUUGAGCGAGAGACCCACAUCAGACAGCUCCGGCCGAGGACCUGAGAGGACUCUGUACCGACAAAGCCUUCCCCCACUAGCUAAGCUGAGACCACAAUAUGAUGGAUCAUUAAAAAGGAAAGAACCAAAAAGGAAGUCAUUGACUUUCACAGCAGGCCCGAAAGGGUUUGUUGACGUUUUUGGAAAGGUCAAGGAAUCGGAAGUCAAGCACCAAACUCUCAACUUCAGAGCCCCAGUCAAAGAGCUAAAGAAGCUGGUUCUCUUCCAAAAGGACAAGCUCCACACUCUUCAGAGCCAGCUGGAAUCCAAUCAGGUGGAGAUCAGGUACUGGGAGGGCAAGGCAAACCCCAGGAUUGACGAGGAGAUUCUGAGACUGGGCCAAAGGAUCAAAAAGAAUGAAAUUGAGAUCGAAGAGGAGGAGUUCUGGGAGAAUGAGUGGCAGAUUGAACAGGAAAACGAAAGCCAGCUGAAGGAGCAGCUGAAAGAGGUGAAGCAGAGGAUCAGGGACUGUGAGGACAAGCUGAAGGACUACACACGGAAAAUCCAGGAGAUGGAGAGCGGCAUUGAGGCGGAGAAGCUGCAGCAGGAGCUGCGCGGGGCUCAUAUCAAUGAGGAUGAGGUCACAGGGAACUUGAUCAAAAUCCGAAAUGAUAUUGAGCUCAAGUGCCAACAGAGUGCGAGGCUGAAGAACAGCCUGAGAGCUGUGGAAAGGACUUUGGGCCAAGCCAACAAAAAGUUUCAGGAGAGAGAACUAGAGCUGGAGCAACUGACCAAGGAGCUAAGGCAAGUGAACCUCCAACAGUUCAUCCAACAGACGGGGACUAAGGUCUCAGUACUUCCUGCUGAACCAACUGAUGACGAACUGCCUGCAUCCCAAGAGAAAGCGUCAGUGACCCCUGCUGCAUCACCGAAAGGGCCAAGCCCAGCAAGGCAGCUUCCCAGCAACUUGAGACUUCUGCAGAACCCUCUGAUUUCAGGCUUUAACCCAGAGGGUAUCUAUGUAUAACUAGAUAAUGCCUCCCGCUGGCGAAACCAUCUAGAGUGGCUCAAAGGGAUCUUUCUCCCCAUUGCUUUUUGCAAGAGUGUGAUCGAUACGCACUUUGUGCAAUGAGUCUGUCCAUCCUGUGUGCCUUUUACAGUAGCUGCCUCUACCCCAAAGGACAGGAGUCACAUAACCGCUGAGCUGCUGAUGCUGUUGGAGGGUAGGGAGAGACAUUGGCGAGUGCAGUGGUCGCUGGACAAAGGGCAAGAACAUCUGUGCAAAAUGGGCUGCCUUCCAGGGGCAUGUUGGUUCAGUUUUUGCUUCAGCCUUGCAAUAUAUCAAAAGAGGUUAGGGUGGAGAGUCAGGAACAUCAUGCAAGGCACACUGCUGGAUCGGUGAAUCCACCUGAAGUUUGUUUAAAACUCUUUCGGUCUCUCCACCUCGUGAGGAAGUCGCCUAGAAUUAAAAGCUUAAAAAUUCCUGUCUGUAUUCACAAACUGGACCUGACUUCUUUCUCGCUGAGUUCCCUGAGUGUGCGUUACAGAACAAACAUUACUGUGAUGGUGUCUGGGAUGCUUUUAAAAUCAAGCUUCCUUCGUGUGUAGUUGAUUGGUACUGUGAAACAGCGAGCGAACUGUGUUUCUAAAGAAUGAAGUUCAAAAAUGGAAAUUGAACCUGAGUUCCAAAAUACCAAGCAUCUAAUCUGCUCCACAACAUCUAAAAAAAUUGCUGGGUUUUUGAAUCUAAAGUUGUUGGGGUUUGGAAUGCGAGGCUUGCGUUCUGCAUCAUUACCUCCUGAGAUUUCCUAACGACGACUGAUUUCUAGACUUCUGCUGUGAUUGUUCUAACACAUUUUGCCACUUCUGCCACGACCAGCCCUCAGGAGAAGGUCUGUCUGCAGACAAUGGAAAUUAGCUUGUGUCAAAAUCUCUGCUGCGAACUCUCAGCAAGCAAGCUAGCGCAUUAAAGCCGUUGGUUGGAAGCUCAGCUUGUAAUGUUUGCAAAGUUCAGUAAACCAGUCAGGUGGCCCACAGGCCAUGCUUAUUAACAAACAUUGACACACACAACGAAAAGAAAUGUAUAUUUGAUGUAUUUCAGUGAAUCUCAAGCAGAUUGGGGCUCCGUAACUUGGGGAUUUGGUGAGGCAAAUGAGAUUUGCCUGAUUCCAGCUGUACAAUGUAUAACAAACAAAAUGUUAAGAUGGUAUUUUUGGCUACUCUUCGGUAGAUAUUGGUAUGUACAAUUAAUAUAAGAAGCUGUUUAAUGAUGUUGCCUUUAUAUUAUGCAAAGUGAUCAAGAUGGAUAAAUGCACAGACUGAACACGUGAGCUUCUUUCACUGUUUGGAACGACAAUGCCUUGGCUGUCAAAACAAUCAUUUCUGUAAAUCCUAUUUAUUAUGUACUGUUACUCUGAAUUAUUCGAAAGGCUGAUGUCACACUCUAUAGUCUCAAUAGCAAGCAUGCAAUUCGUGCUAAAUCAAUGCAAAGUGUUAAUAUUUCAGUAUUAUGAAGUGCAAUGAAAUGUACUGUAAAAUGAUUUUUAUCACAUUAAGUUGUAACAUUUUACGUUUCAAGCUGCCUCAUGCUGAUAUUCUGCUAAUGUGAAAGGCAGAGAAGAAUAAAGUUCAUGCCGAUCGGUU
Molecule: messenger RNA, 3693 nt
Organism: Stegostoma tigrinum
Lineage: Eukaryota; Metazoa; Chordata; Chondrichthyes; Orectolobiformes; Stegostomatidae
Gene: rassf8b
Product: Ras association domain family member 8b
Exons: 6
Coding region: 821-2077 (418 amino acids)
Biological process (GO): signal transduction
Source: RefSeq, a predicted model, not a curated record